AUGGCUUUUCUACAAUUUAAGAGCAAUGAAACGUUAUAUUUUUCCAACAUAUCAAAUGCUAAAGAUGAACAAUCAAAAGUAUUGAGCACUUCUCAUCCAAACGAUGACCAACAUAAGAUUUUGAAAAAACCUAGAGAAGGAGGAGAUAUAUAUUCUGAUGUUUAUGUAUGGUACUUUCUCAAAAAUGUAUACAAAAAAAUGGAAAUUUGUUCUUUUAAUAAAAUGGAUAAUACCUAUACUUUAAGAAGAAAAGGGAUAACAUAUGAGAAUGUGCCUGCUGAUAAAACAAAACCAUACUUAAAAGAUUUAGAUGAAAUAGAUAGCGAAAACAAUAUAGAUAUUAUACAGUUAAAUGAAGAGAAUGUAUUACAAAAUAUAAAAAACAGAUAUAAGAAAAACAAAAUAUAUACUUUCCAUGCUUCUCUUUUAUUAGUUGUUAAUCCAUAUAAAGAGAUAAAAGGGUUGUAUGAUAUAUAUCAAAUGAAUAUAUAUUUAAAAAAACUGACAAAUGAUCAUAUGUCUAAUGAACAACAUAUGAAAGCUCAUAUAUAUGAUAUUAGUAAUAUGGCUUAUAAAAAUAUGAUCCAGAAAAAAAAGAGGCAAACAAUAGUUGUAUCAGGACAUAGUGGUAGUGGUAAAACGGAAAAUUGUAAAUUUCUGUUUAAGUAUUUCCAUUAUAUAUUUUUUCAUAAAAAUGGAGGAACACAUAAUGAUAACAAUAAUGAUAAUAAUAAUAAUAAUGAUGACAAUAAUAAUGAUAAUAAUAAUAAUGAUGACAAUAAUAAUGAUAAUAAUAACAAUAAUAACAAUAUUUAUAGUGUGAAUAACAAUAUAUAUAAUAAUUUAUGUACAAAUAUUUACACAUCAUUGAAAGGAGAACCAGAUAAUAAUGUUGAGAAACAAAAUUAUUUUGGACUUUUAGGAAGUUAUAGGAAGGUUAGGGAUACUACAAAUGAUGAUGUAAAAGAUAUGAAUGGUAGGGACAAAAUUUAUAAUGAUAGUUUACAUAAUGAAAGAAUUGAUAAACUGAUUUAUAUCAAUAAUAUUAUAGAAUCGAUGAGUAACGCUAGAACUAUAAAGAAUAAUAAUAGUAGUAGAUGUGGACGAAUAAAUGAUUUAAUUUUUGAAGAAAGAGAGAAUACACAAAAGGGUGAAUCGAAUAAUAUGUUUAAUUAUUGUUUUAAUAAUAUAAAAAUUGUAAUUCUUUUAUUAGAAAUUAAUAGAUGUAUUCGUCAUAAUAAAGGAGAACGUAAUUUCCAUAUAUUCUAUCAGGUGUUGUAUGGAUUAAGCGAUAAGCAAUUAUAUGAGAGGAAUUUAGUAAGGAACAUUCAUCAUUAUCAUAUAUUAAAUUGUGAUAAAGAAAAUGAUAAAGAUAAAUAUAGUAAUGAUAUGUCUAUAGAUAAUAUCAAUAAUGAUUUUGAUGAAUUAGAAAAAUCAAAAGAUGAAAAAAAUUUUAAAUUGUUAUUAGAUGGAUUAACAUAUAUAAAAUAUGAUUCUUUUAUAAUUAAUCAAUUUUUUGAUGUAAUAGGUGGUAUUUUACAUCUAGGUCAAAUAAUAGAAGAGAAUAUAAAAAAAGAUAAUUAUAAUGAUAAGUUGAUAAAUACAAGAAAUAAUGACAAAAAUAUGUUGAGCUAUAAUACAUGUAAUGAUAAAACUAAUCAUAUGUAUAGUGAUAGUUAUAAAUAUUGUUCUGAAUGUUUGAGUAUCAAUUUAGAGGAUCUUCAAAACAUUAUAAAAUAUAAAAAUAUUAAUGUUUCUUCAGAAACCAUUAGAACCCAUAGGAACAAAGAAAAUAUGACAUCUACGAUAUAUACGAUAAUAAAAAUAAUAUAUAAAAACUUUUUUAAUAAAAUAAUAAGGGAUAUAAAUAUAGCACAUUUAAAUGAAAAAGAAAAAGAAGAAAUAAUGAAUGAACAUAUUUAUAUGUAUAAUCAUAAUAUCAUAUCCAUAUUUGACAUAUAUGGAUUUGAAGAAUUAUCUUUUAAUGAUUUUGAUCAAUUAUGUAUUAACUUAGCAAAUGAAAAAUUAAAUAAUUAUUAUAUUAACAAUGAAAUAGAAAAAGAGAAAAUAAUAUAUCAGGAUGAAAAUAUAUUUUGUAAUAAUAUUGAAGUACCUAAUUAUAAAGACACUUUAAUUUUUAUAGAUAAGAUAUUAUCAAAUCUUGAUGACAUCACCAAAUUACAUAAUAGUGGAUAUAAAAAAAGUGAUGACCACUUUUUUAAUUAUUUGUUGAAUAAUGAAAAGAUGAUAUAUUUAGAAAAAAAAAAUGUGUAUGGUUUUAUAAGUAAUAAAGACCAAGCACAUACUAAUAAAAAACAAAACAUAAAGAAAAAUCAAUUUUUUAUAAAUCAUUAUGCAGGACCUAUUACUUAUACCAUUAAUAAUUGGAUAUAUAAAAAUAGUGAUAAAAUAGAAUUAGACAUAGAAAAUUUGAUAAAGAAUUCCAAAAAUUAUUUUCUGAAUGAAAAUGAGCACAACAAGGUUCAGGGUAUUAGUAAUGAUACGAAUCAUCAGCAGGAAAAUAAUAUGUCCAACAUGCAUGCUGUUACACAAGAGAAAAAUAAUUAUAUAAAUUUGAAAAAAGAUCAUAUGAGUGACUAUGUGGAGAAAAAGAUGGAUACGGAAGAGAAGAUAUGUAAUAUGGAUAAUAUGAUGAUAGGGAAAACAGGAGAAUUUGUUUUUUUGAAUGAGCAAGAGAAUAUAUGGGGUGAUAGGUGUGUACCUAUAAUACAAGGGGAUGAAAAAAAAAAAGAGAUUAGAAGAAAUGUAGAUAAUAAAAUAUGUAAUGAUACAAAUAGUGUAUAUUUAGAUGAUAAAAAUGUUGAUUUGUCACAUUAUGAUAAUAGAAAAAAGAGUUUGGAAAUUUCCAAAACUUUAUUAAAUAUAAAUUUGGAAGGAACAAAAUUAAGUAUAAACAAAGGGAAAAAUACAAAUGAUGAUUAUAUUGGUAAUAAUAAUAAUAAUAAUAAUAAAAAGAAUUCAAGGAAUGUAUUAAGUGUAAGUAAAAAGUACAUGAAAGAAUUAGAUAAUCUGUUCAGUCAUUUGAAUGAAACAGAUAUGUAUUAUAUUAGAUGUAUAUUACCAAAUGACAAAAUGAAAAAAAAUUAUUUCAAAAGAUCUCUUGUAUAUGAACAAUUAAAACAAUGUGGAUCUAAUGAAAUGAUAAAAAUAUUGAAUAGUGGUUUAUCUCAUAAAAUUAAAAAAAAUGAAAUAUUAACAAACCUCUCGAAAGAAAUACAAAAAGAAUUACUAUAUUGUAAUAACAAUGAUAAAAUAUAUUAUUUUAUGUGUUUCUUUGACGAAAAAAAACGUUUUCAGAUAGGUAGUAAUAACUAUGUUUUUAUGAAAUCUAAUACAUAUACACAAAUUAAUUAUUAUAUAUCUCAAAAGUAUAAUAGAGACGAGGGUGAUCAUAACAAGGAUGAUGAGAUCUUUAUGGAUAUAAACAAAAAAAGAGACAUAUUAAGUUCUUUGAGAAAGAUGCGUUUUCAGCGAUGUGUUACGGUAAUAAAAAUAUAUAAUUGGAUGAAUACAUAUUUUAAAAUGUAUAUAGAAAAGAAAAAAAAAAUGAAAAACAUGGCAUGUGAAUAUAUAUAUAAAAUAUAUUUGAUUUAUAAAACGAUGAUGAAUGUUAAGAAGUCUUUCUCAUAUAAUAUAAGAAAAUUAAACAAAUGUUUUACCAUCAAGGGUUACAAGUUUGCAUAUAACAAGAUAAAAGCUGUAAAAAGGAGAGGAUCCUUCAAAACGAAUCAACAAAAUCAAUAUGAAAAUAAAAAGGAGGAUGAAAAAAAAAAAAAACACGUCUCGAUAGGAGAUAUUCAUAUGAAAGAAGUGAAUAUUAUUGUUGAUAAGAUAGAAAAUGAAAAAAUUUUAAUGAAUGAUCAAAGAGGGGGAGAAAAAAAAAAAGCUCAUGUUACAUGUGACGAUAUAUAUUAUGAUAGUAAUAAUAAUAAUAAUAAUAAUAAUAAUAAUGAUGAUGAUAAUUAUCCAUCAAAUGUGGCGAAAACACCUUUAGAACAUGUCGAGCCAGAAAUAUUUGUAGGCACUCCGGAUAACUAUCAUUAUAUAUAUAAUAAUAUAGACUGGGUAGUAGCAUAUGUCGACAGAUGUAUACAUUUCUAUAAUUUAAUUUAUACAUAUAGAAAGGUACAUAACAAGUAUGUUUUGGAUUAUGAAAAAAUUGAAAUAAAAAAAUUGGAUGAUAGUUUAGAUAAUGAGGAAAAUAUCUCGAAUGAAAAAGAUAAUGCAGAAUAUAAUACAAAUGGUGAUAUGAUAAGUAGCAGGGCAGGUGAUAAUAUAUGUUCUUAUGAUAGUGUCCACAGUAAAAAAAAAGGAUGUACUUUGAAAAUAAAACACUGGGAAGAGGAAGAUCACAAUGGUAAUAAUAAUAAUAAUAAUAAUAAUAAUAAUAAUAAUGGUAAUAACCAUAAUGAUGGUAAUAACCAUAAUGAUGGUAAUAACCAUAAUGAUGGUAACAAUCGUAAUGGUGGUAACAAUCGUAAUGAUGAUAACAACCAUAAUAGUGGUAACAACCACAAUAAUGGUAACAAUGAUAAGCACAAUAAUGGUAACAAUGAUAAGCACAAUUUUGUUAAUAACAAAAUGUUAUCUUUGCUACAACGAAAAUAUUAUUGUACGAAUCAACAUGCUUUAUAUAAAAACAUGUUUGUAGUAAUCGAUGAAGAUUUAGAUAUCAUCGUAUUCACUUAUCCAAAUUUAAAAACAAUCAGAAGGUUUCUUAAGAAAAAAAUCAAAUCCUUAAAAAUUCAAAGCGAUGAAAAAAAUGUACCCACUACCUAUUUACCUAAGUUAUAUAAAACUAGUAGAUAUGAACAUCCAUUACAAAAUAAAGAUAAGACGAUUAACAAAAUUGACAACGUGCAUGAUAAUACCUAUAAUGGGAAGGAAGAACACAUAAAUGAAUACAAAGAAAAAAAUAAUUUUAUUAUUAAGAAAAACAAAAGUUAUGUAGAUGACUUCCACACCUCUACCUUUGACAUAUUCAGUGAUGAAAAUUUAAAUUUAUUUAUGCAUACCUAUAAAAAUAUUUACGUAUUGAAUAAUAUGGAGAAUAUUAUUACAUGCAAUGAAAAGAAUAAGAAAAUAAAUUAUGAGUAUAAACAAAAUGAAUCACAAGAUGAUGAUGUAUUUAUGUUAGUUGAAAACAUGAAAAGGGGCUCAUCAAAUAAAAAACAUAUUGAAAAAAAUUACAAAUGUAUAAGUAAAAAAGAAAAAAAAAACAAUUUUUACAGUUUAUUAAAAGUAAUAGAAAAAACAGAUUAUAUAUUUAAUGAUCUUUAUUUAAACCCAACAUAUAAAAUUUUAAGGAUAUGUUUUUUACCAAGUAGUAUUCAUUAUGUUGUAUAUUUAGCAUAUGUCCUAAUAAAUAAUAAUCACUACUUAUUUGUAACUAUAGUAAAUUAUUUAAGUAAACCAGUAUACAAAUAUAUGGUACAUAUACUUAUAAAUAACAUAGUACAAAAUGAAGAGUUUUCGCAAUUUUUUAUGAAAAGUUAUGACCAAAUUUGUUCAGGCCAUUUAAUGCGAAAGGAAGAACUUUUGGCUAGCCAGGAAAAAAAUAAAAAUAAAGACGAAUCAAUAAUAAUAAAUGCACAACAAAAGAAAGAAAAAAAAUAUGUUAUGUGUAAAGAUAUAUUAAAUAAAUACUUAAGUACAUUAAAAAUAGCCAUAAUUAAUAAUCGUCAUAUAAUACUCUAUGGAUCUUGUUUAUUAAGUUUAAUAGAAAUAAAAAAUUAUAAUUUAAAUAGCUCACAUAAUCCUUAUGUUAAAGAAUAUGAAUAUAAAUAUUUAAAACUUAUAUUUAAUUUAUACUGUUUUGAACAUUUCAGUAAUGUUUAUGAUACCUAUGUCAACAAAUUAUCCUAUGACCUAAAGCAUCAUCUGGUAAAAAAUGAUUUAUUUAAAAAGGAGAGAAAAAAUAGCCAUUUGUUUUACCUGAACAAGUCAGGCGAAAAUUGUGAUCCAAAUGGAGAUAUAUCAAAAGGAAAAGAUAGAUAUAUACAAAAAAAAGAACAAGUGAAUGAAAAUAUGGACAUAUAUAAUAAUAAUAAUAAUAAUAGUAAUAGGAUGUAUACAUAUGAAGAGAGCAUAAAUAAGUACAAAAUGAAUAAAAACGAUACGGAGGAAGAAUAUACAUUUUAUAUUUUUUCUUUGUUUAACGAUAUAUAUAUGUUGACAAAUGGUAAAUAUAAGAAAAUGAGCAGCAUAGAAAAAAUGAAUGACACAAAUAAGGGUGAUGACAACAGGUCGUUGGAUGUUCUCUUUAAUUAUAAUGAAUGGAAAAUAAUAAAAUUAAAAAAUGAUAGUUUGGAUGAGCGUAUGAAAAUUUGUACAUUUCAAGGGGUUAUGAACAUGAAUAUAAAUUAUUAUUAUAAUAAGAAUUAUUACAAGAGUAAUAUAUCUUUAAAUCCAUGCAUACAAUCAACUAUUCAAAGGUAUAAUAUAUUUAAUGAGGAGAAAAGGAAGGGUGGUGUUAUUCAAAUGAAUUACCAAGGGUCUAUAUAUCCUGAUGUGUAUAUAUUAAGGGAGCUAAAAUAUGGAGAACAAGGACAAAAGAAAAAACAAGCAUAUUAUUACAACUUUAAGGAUGAGCAAUUGCUUACAUUGUAUGACGAAGGGGAUUGUGACACGAUCGAUAUAAGUGACAAAGCAAAACAAUCGUACAACAUCUUAUCGUGUACCCCAUUAAAUCACUUAGACACCAUAUUAUUAUUAAUGAAAGAUAUAGAUGAGAAUAAUUCCUAUGCUUUCGAAGUGAUGAACAUCGUCAACAAAAAAAAAAAAAUUCUUCCCAUCACGGAGUGA
Molecule: messenger RNA, 6825 nt
Organism: Plasmodium falciparum 3D7
Lineage: Eukaryota; Apicomplexa; Aconoidasida; Haemosporida; Plasmodiidae
Gene: MyoJ
Product: unconventional myosin-XXIII
Cellular component (GO): myosin complex
Molecular function (GO): cytoskeletal motor activity; ATP binding
Source: RefSeq, a predicted model, not a curated record